Molecule: messenger RNA, 751 nt
Organism: Neurospora crassa OR74A
Lineage: Eukaryota; Fungi; Ascomycota; Sordariomycetes; Sordariales; Sordariaceae
Exons: 1
Coding region: 206-643 (145 amino acids)
Source: RefSeq, a predicted model, not a curated record
GUCGAAUCAGACACGCCUUGUCCAAGUCAUACGGCCAGAUCCAAUAUCAUACCUAGAGGUACCCAUCUUUAUCCAAAACAAAUCGCAACACAACAGAAGACCUCGAGAAGCAAACAGAAAGCUCCAACGGGAGCCCAGACCUUCAAGGAGCAGCACAUUUCACCUCCAUAACAACAUAACACAACACAAAAAAAAACAUCAAAUCAUGCCCGAAAUCACCCGCACCUUCAACAACCCCCUAGCCUCCCAUCAAGCCCGGCACCACCACGACCUGCGCGGCACCGGCGAACAAGACCCCUCGGGCGGGCAGACGCGCGCCGAGCACGAAGCCGACAAGCCCAAGCACCCCUUUGACGAAGCCCUCCGACCGUCGCACGUGUUGGGCGCGGAGAAGAACAUGGGCGCUCCCGAGAAGCUGGAUGCCAAGGCGCAGAAGGAAGGCGGGGCGCUGAGCGGUGCAGGGUUGAAGGAUACGCUGGACAUGAUGGCGACGGAGGAAUACAAUCCGUACAGAGAGGGCAAGAAAAAUCCGCGGCUGCAGGAAGGGUUGCCUCACGGAGUGGGAGGGUUGGAAGGGAAAAAGACGGAACUGGAGGGAGCAGGGGACUUAUUCCCCCCGACUUAUGAUGAAGAAACACCGUGAGCUGUGGAUGGUUAUACCACUUGGAUGGGUAGACUCUCGUUGGUGUUGCGUGGAAAGGGUACUUGGUAACAUGUUUUUUUUUCUGUAGUUGGUGCCGAUAUGGCUACA